AUGGCGAACGCGAUGGGCUUCAUCUACAGGGCGGCAUUCCCCGCCGCCAUCGGCAUCGGCCUGCUGCAGGCGUCGAUUUACGACGUCAAGGGUGGCACGAGGGCCGUCAUCUUCGACAGGCUCAGCGGAGUCAAGGAGCAGGUCAUCAACGAGGGCACACACUUCCUCGUCCCCUGGCUGCAAAAGAGCAUCAUCUUUGACGUCCGGACGAAGCCGCGCAACAUCGCCACCACGACGGGCAGCAAGGAUCUCCAGAUGGUCAGCCUGACGCUGAGGGUGCUGCACCGGCCAGAGGUGCAGGCUCUGCCCAAGAUCUACCAGAACCUCGGCCAGGACUACGACGAGCGUGUCCUGCCCUCCAUCGGCAACGAGGUCCUCAAGGCCAUCGUCGCCCAGUUCGACGCCGCCGAGCUCAUCACCCAGCGCGAGGCCGUCUCGAACCGCAUCCGCACCGACCUCAUGAAGCGCGCCAGCGAGUUCAACAUCGCCCUCGAGGACGUCUCUAUCACCCACAUGACCUUUGGCAAGGAGUUCACCAAGGCCGUCGAGCAGAAGCAGAUCGCCCAGCAGGACGCCGAGCGCGCGCGCUUCAUCGUCGAGAAGGCCGAGCAGGAGCGCCAGGCCAACGUCAUCCGCGCCGAGGGCGAGGCCGAGAGCGCAGACACCAUCAGCCGCGCCAUCCAGAAGAGCGGCGACGGCCUCGUCCAGAUCCGAAAGAUCGAGGCCAGCAGAGAGAUCGCGCAGACGCUGGCGUCCAACCCCAACGUCGCCUACCUGCCUGGUGGCAAGCAGGGCACCAACAUCCUGCUCAAUGCCGGCCGGGCGUAA
Messenger RNA from Thyridium curvatum, 828 nucleotides. RefSeq lists its product as uncharacterized. Bases 1 to 828 code for a protein of 275 amino acids. The record is from RefSeq and is a predicted model, not a curated record. NCBI's taxonomy places the organism in Eukaryota, Fungi, Ascomycota, Sordariomycetes, Thyridiales, Thyridiaceae. Gene Ontology annotation, biological process: mitochondrion organization. Gene Ontology annotation, cellular component: membrane; mitochondrion. The transcript has 2 exons.